Molecule: messenger RNA, 1161 nt
Organism: Eremothecium sinecaudum
Lineage: Eukaryota; Fungi; Ascomycota; Saccharomycetes; Saccharomycetales; Saccharomycetaceae
Gene: SVF1
Product: Svf1p
Exons: 1
Coding region: 1-1161 (386 amino acids)
Biological process (GO): response to oxidative stress
Cellular component (GO): cytoplasm
Source: RefSeq, a predicted model, not a curated record
AUGCUAAAGUGGAUUCAGGGUGGAAUCUCGUCGGUAACGGGGAUGGCUGAGCCAGAAUAUGGUGAAGCGUAUAUCCAUACCGCCACCAAUAGGGUUAAGGGAAAGCAGCCUUUCCGCGAGACUACAAGGGACGACAUGAAGUGGGUGAACCCUGACUCAAUGAACGUGGAAACCGCCACUUUCUACUUUUCGAAAGCCGACGAGGGGGUUACUGGGUUUGCACAGAUUAUCAACUCGAACAUUGCUGGUGUCCACUCGACUGGUCAGUUUACGUUCAGAUUACACCAUGAAACUAAGCCCGAAUUAAAUACGUGGACUUCUACAAGAUUGGAGAAUUUCCGUGUUGACGGUGCGAAUUAUUAUGCGAACAAUUUGUCGAUGGAAAUUAACGAGGAAGGCACAGAAUGCCACCUAAAAUCUUCUGUGAACGAGGAAAGUGUUGUUGAUAUUGUCUUGAAGAGGUUAACACCAGGUGUCAAGGUGGGCGAUGACCCCGUUACGUAUUACGGAGAAAACCCAAAAGAGCCUUGGGGCAAGGUUAGACACGUUUUCUGGCCAAGAAACACGGUAUCCGGGUCAAUUGAGGUCAAAAAGGGUACAGUUACAUUUUCCAACGACUACUGUAUGUUGGUUAUGGCUUUACAGGGUAUGAAACCACACCACUGCGCAAAAGCAUGGAAUUUUUUGAACAUGCAAUCCGACACGCACUCUGUGGUCGUAAUGGAAUUCACUACUCCAAGAUCUUACGCGCAUACUAAAGUCUCGAUUGGGAUUGUUUGCGACAAUACCAGCGUUUUGGCCGUCACUGUAGAUAAUGAUUUCAACCAUAUCAAUCCCAUUGUAGACUCUGUCGGCUGGCCCAUUCCGCAAAAAGUAGAAAUACUACUACGUGGUAUCAGCAGCCAGAUUUCCGACGAAGAUGCUCAGUCAGCCGAAAAGCUCUCCUUCAAAGUCGAGGCCCAGUUGGACACUCCCGUCGAAGUAGUAGAUGUCAUGGCCGAAGUGCCAGGUUUCGUCAAGAAUAUCGUCUCUGGAGUUGUAGGAACAAAACCAUAUAUCUACCAAUACGCACGUGACAUCACCCUUACGCAUAGAGAUCUUGUUGUCAAGAGUAUAGGCUGGUGUGAGCUAAGUUUUGUGUCCGAAUCGGAGACCCGCUAG